GACAGGCCCGGCCGGCCGGCUGAUGUGCCGUGAUGGGUGUGCGCCGGCCACGGUCGUCGUCGAGCGUCGCUCCCGGCGGCCGGGCCGUCCGCGCGCCGCCAGCCGCCGCAGCCGCGCCAGAAGUGGCGGCGCGCUCGGCGCAGGCGGGCCCGGUGGCGGCCACCAGCCGGCGGCGCGAAACCACCGGUCUGUGAGCGUGCACCGGCCGGCGAGAGACGCGGACGCCGUGUGACCCGGGCCGCGGCAGCCGGACGCCGACUCCAUGGAGCUGACCGACACCGCCGCCUUCCCCGCCGAGAAGCAGCCAAAUGCCAGCCGCGUGCGCCAAGUGCUGGCGCACGCCGGCGAAAAAUACAGCGCCAUGGUGGAGCGAAAGGCGGCCACCCUGCCAAGGGCGGCCAAGGCCUCCAACGCCAAGGAGUACGGCUUCUUCAACGACGACGGGCGAAUAUCGCUACACUCGGAGGAGGCCUUCCAGCAGGGGCUCUCCUUUGAGGCACGGUACAUUGGCUCGCUGAACAUUCCGGCACCAAGAAGUAAGCUGGAUAUCGUACAUGCCAUGCGGAAAGUCAGGUUGGAGUUCAAAAACAAGGGUAUCAAAAAGAAACUCGUUACUAUAAAAGUCAGCUCGGCAGGGAUCGAAGUUACGAUGAAAGUACCAAAGAAGAGGAAUCACCCAUCCCUAGAAACCAGCCCGCUCAUCAUGCACCACCCCAUUCACAGAAUUUUCUACGUCUCCCAUGACACUCAGGAUUUCCGAGUAUUCAGCUACAUUUCUGGAGAGAUUCAGUCCAAGCUGUGCCGCUGCAACGUCUUCAAAACAAUUAAAAAGAGCCAAGCGUUAGAAGUGGUCCGGACAGUCGGCCAAGCCUUCGAAGUGUGUCACAGUCUAGAGGCCAGUCUAGCAGACCAGCCGGGGGCGAGCCCGGCCAGCCCGACCUCCACCGCGUCCCCGGCCGGAGGGGUGCCGGCCGCGGCCCCGGCGCCGGCACCCUCGCCCGUGCCGGUGCCGGUGUCGGCCGCCCCGCCGCUGAACCACCCGUCUGACUCGGACAGCGAGCCGAGCAGCGCCGACGCGGCCAAAAAGCCGCCGCCAGCUCCCACGGACACGUCGUCAGAGCAGCCCAGCGUGGACACUCCUCCAUCGCCGCUGUCGGGCGAGCAGCCCGUCGUCUCCGAGCCGGCCCCUGCCUCGGAGCCCACCGAGACGCGCAAGCCGCCCAAGUCGCCCUCGGAGCGGCCGCGCGCCGCCACCGAGCAGCCGCGCUCGCCGGACGGACGGCGCACCACGCGCCGCGACCGCGUCUCGUGCUCGCCGGCAGAGCGGCGGCUUCUGGAGCCGCUGGGCGGCCUGCCGCAGAUGGCUGCCGAGCGGCGGCACAUGCUGCUCGAGGCGCUGAGCGUGCCGGCCAGUCCGAUGGACGGCCGGCGCGCGGCCACCCUGUCGCCGGACGCGCUGACGGCGCCGGCGCCGGAGCAGCUGCACGACGUUCACCGGCUGGCCGGCUCCUCGUCCCUCUAUCACCAGCUGCAGCUGAUGCGGGAGCGGCUGGUGCAGCAGCAACAGCAGACCCAGGCGGCGCUGGCUCAGGUGCACCUGGUUCGCGACCAGCUGCAGGCCGAGACGGCCGCCCGGCUGGAGGCGCAGGCGCGCACCCACCAGCUGCUGCUGCACAACCGCGAGCUGCUCGACCACGUCCAGGUGCUGGUCUCCGAGCUGCAGAGCAUGGAGGAACGCGACGCCGCCGCCAGCGCCGUCAGAGACAAGGGCGGCUGCGACGACGCCGUCUCCCCGGUGGCCAGCUCCACCAGCCUCAGCUCGGAGGAGGCCAAACGGCCGUCGGCCGCCGACCGCUCUGCGCAGCUGGUGCGCGACCUGGAGCGUCUCAACAGCGCGCCGGCCGGCACGCUGGCCCGCGUCAGCCGCUCCGGCAGCGACCGCGCCACGCACGGCGCCGGCCGGCCCGCCAUCAACCGGCACGUCAGCAAGUAGUCGGCGCCACUCGGACGCCCCGGUGUCGCCAGCGCCGCGGCGCACGCGGGACGGCCCCGCCGAGAGUGACAGUGGUGAGCGUCCGCUGCCCCGCCGCGGUCCUAGCGGAGGCGGCGAUUGAUCGUCGAGAGGGACGUAUGAAACGGCGCCGCGAUGGAGCGCUGUCGGUGAAUCGACUACCGGCGCGCGCGGCCCAAGUCCCUCCGGUUGCCUGCGUCCGGCGCGUGUGUCAAGAGUGUUUGACUGCGGAUCUGCGUGUGUCAGUGUGCGUGUCGGGCCCCGGUCGGUGCCCGCCCGCGCCGGCCCCAAGCACCUCAGCCCUGCAAUGCGUGUGUGUGCGUGUGUGCCGCCGGCGCGUCCGGCCACUGUUGAGAUGUGCCUUACUUAUAAGACCAGUGCUAGUCGGCGACGUGCGGCGGCCGGCUCCUAGCAUUGCCGUGCGCGCGGCCCUCCCCCGGCCGAGCGCCGUAGCUCCAAUCACCUAGUGUGUCCGCUCCCGUUUUUAAUAUGAAGGUUGUGAAACAAUAAUAACCGGAA
This is a messenger RNA of Amphibalanus amphitrite, 2530 nucleotides long. Its product is annotated as carboxyl-terminal PDZ ligand of neuronal nitric oxide synthase protein-like. Lineage: Eukaryota; Metazoa; Arthropoda; Thecostraca; Balanomorpha; Balanidae. The record is from RefSeq and is a predicted model, not a curated record. The transcript has 10 exons. Bases 263 to 1993 code for a protein of 576 amino acids. Gene Ontology annotation, molecular function: nitric-oxide synthase binding.